Astrephomene gubernaculifera is the source of this 2181-nucleotide messenger RNA. The record is from the annotation of a GenBank genome assembly. Lineage: Eukaryota; Viridiplantae; Chlorophyta; Chlorophyceae; Chlamydomonadales; Astrephomenaceae.
CCGACGAUAUAUUGCAUAGGCGGAGUGAGCGGCUCCGGCAAGACCUAUCUCCGCGAGUGUCACAACUUGCUUUCCAAGCUGCCAUUCAUCGAUAUUGCGGAUGUGUAUGCUGACUAUCCUGGAAUUGGACGAGAGGCAGCCAGAAUCGAGCUGCUGGACCGGCUUGAGCAACAACUUCAGGAGGAUGCGGAGAGCAGCGUAUGCGUGGAGGCUUUCUUUGCACCGGGAAAGGCCCAAAGGAGAUGUAUAGAAGAUCUGGCGGCCGAAUAUAACGUCAAGGUCAGGUUCAUCUGGUGCGCAGCUACCCGACAGAAAUGCCUACGACGCGUGUGGAGCGAUGCCCAGUACGAAGAUUAUGACCGACACCUGGCCCGCGUGGACUUCAUCAACGAGGUGCCCGACAGAUAUUUCCAGACCAGAAUGGGCGAGGAGGAGCCCUACCUGGUGGAUGGCUAUUGCCAGGAGUGCCACGACUGGCCGUACGAACCCCCGGCCUGCUGCGUCUGCGGUUGCGACAUGGAGGCGCCCGUGUGCUUCACCUGCGCUGUCAACUCUAACCUGCGCUUCAACUGCAGCGCCCGCACGUGUCGCCAGGCCAUGUCGGGACGCCGGCCCAGGCGGCACCGCCCGCACUAUAGCGGCUACUACUGAAGACGCUGAAAGGACGUGAGGAAGGCUCGUGGGUACGUUGAUGUGGGCUGCGCCCGUUGGUUAUGGCUUGCUUCUCAUUUGGUUGCUGCUGCGCGUGUGAUUGGUAAGGUAUAGUGAUGAAGAGAGAUACAGAGCAUUUUGCAUGUAUGGCAGUCUGCCAUGAAGAUUCGUGAGGUCGGUUAUUACCAAUAGUUAGACAGCAAGCGUAAGCGCUUAGGCGUUGGUCUAGUAGUUGACAGCACUGCAGACUGGGCAUUGCCAUUGUUUGCACAGCAUUCUUUCUCGUGUGGUGGGCUGCCGUGAGCAGUGUGUGCGUGCAUGCAUGUGCGCAGUGUACGGGUGUAUGCAGUUGUGAUGCAAGUGUAGUUAAGAUGCAGUUUAGCUGGCUGGUUUUUUCGUAGGCGCGUGUCAUUAGGUAUGUUGCAAGUUCGGAUAGCAGCGUGUGAGUACGGUAGGCGCGUGUGUGUGUGUGUGUUUGUGUGGUGCAUGUGUCUGUGUUCUAAGCCGUGACUGAGAAAUGGUCGUGCAAUCAAUGAACGCCUGGCUUAGGAAAAAGCACUUCAUGACAGCCCCUGGCUCCCACACAUUAUUCCUGGCUGGCAACCAAGUAGGGCUUUCUGAUGACUUUCUGGACGAAAGAUGGGACCCGUCAACAUGCGGUGUGAUGAACUCAAGAAACAAGAAGCGGGUGGUGGUUAACGGUUGUUGAGGUAAAGAAGUAGGCUUAUUGUACGGCAGUAGAGAGCUGAGGGAAUGGUGGGCUUUGUACAGUUGUUUGUGAGCAGCUGCCGUUGACGCAUACCCUAGAUACAAUAGGAUACCUUGUGUGUUAGCAAUAUGAGACAAAGCAACAUGACAUAUGCCGGUUGGUGCGUAUGCUUCGUAUAAUGGCGUGCUAAGCUAUUCUUCUAGGCUGCGUUCCCCCGCCCUUUUUAGAUUUCGACCGCCAUGACUUACGGAAAUGCUCCUGGUUAGAGCUUCGUAGGCGUGUAUGUGCAUACGCAAAGUAGCCUUGAAUGUAGUUUGGCGCGUGGGUAAUGUUGGCAUUGCUGCCUGAGCGGCCGUACGGGCGCAGGUUCUUGUUAGAUGUCAGCAGGUCCCUCGUAUGUUGUGUGAGCAUUCAGCAAUUGAGUUCAGCAGUUGAGGUAGAAGACCGCUUGUUGCUACAUCUAUGGGCUGUACAUGCAAACUAGGCAUAUACGGUAUUAUGCGUACUUUUGCUCUGUUUAGAAGACGUACGUUUCCGCAAAAGGGUUUUUUUCCCGAACUUCUGCAAUGUGCUCCUAGCUAGCAGGGUUGCGGUUGUACACCCACCUGUCGCCAGUGGUGUGCCCCUGCAUCCCCAGGCUGCACGGAGGCUGUAGUAGGGGGCUGGUCGAUUGCAUUGUGUAUUGCAAAGGCGCAUGAAGGCAUGAUUACCAUGUUGCAUGUGCCACACUCGCUCCCGUGCACACCUCCUGGGGAAUCAACAACCAACAAGGCAGCGGGUUGACCAGUAGUUGAACCCGGUGCUAGCGCAGUAGAGCCACG